Messenger RNA from Moneuplotes crassus, 818 nucleotides. Lineage: Eukaryota; Ciliophora; Spirotrichea; Euplotida; Euplotidae. The record is from the annotation of a GenBank genome assembly.
CACCAAUGAAAAUCUAAGGAGGCCCAGUAGGGGCACUCGUACGUAAACCGAAGCCAUGAUUUUUGAGAAACAAAGAAUACUUGAAAAUGAACUACAUUGGUCUAUAAAUGCGAGCUAUAAACUUUAUUCCUUUCCUGGUGGGAAUUACUCUCUCUACAUAAAUUGGUUUUCAAAAUUAUCAAGGUCCAAGAUUCACAAAAAGAUGAUCCCAGUCACCACUAUUAGUAUUAAAGACAUGCACGUACCAAAUUUAAAUAGAAAGAGUAAGAAAAUAUCUUCCUUCUUCGCAGCUUGUUGACCAAAGGAAGUACAAAAGAUGUAUCUAAAAUCCCAACUUUCUUGGAACUCAAUGCUAGUUUAUUUUCCCCAAAUACUUAAAAUUAACUCAAAUGUGACCGAAGAAUUAUCACUUUGAAGCUUUAACAUAAGCGACAAACAUCUGAAGGCUAUUCUGGCUGCUUUCAGGCAUCUCAAGGUCAUCGAUUUCAGUUUUUCUAUAUUACGAGUUCUUCAGGUUUCUGAUUACCCUCUUGUGCUGAAAAAUUCGAGAAUUGAGGGUUUGAGGUUUGACAACUGCCAUGGGUUACAUUUAAUAAAAGGGAAUGAAGGUAUUAGUGCUUUUGAAAAUCUUAUCUGAGGCUUAGCUUCUUCGGAGGAUUUUAAGAGAAGUGUCAGUUGGUUUUCGUUUAAAUGCCUGGUUCUUGCGGAUGAGUAUGUCCAGGCAGUGCUUUCUCAAAAUGGAUUCGGAGGUUGAGAUAUCCAGGAGUAGUGUGGUGAGUGUUUGGAAGUGUGAUUUUAACUCUUUUGUUCAUUUCAAU